AUGGUCAAGAAACAGACAAGUCCCGCCUACGUCCUGGGCGUGGGCAUGACCAAGUUCAUUAAGCCGCGUGGCAAGGUCGACUACAAUGAGCUGGGCUACGAGGCUGGUAUCAAGGCCAUGCUGGAUGCCAAAAUCACUUACGAUGAUGUUGACCAAGGUGUUGCCUGCUAUGUCUAUGGUGAUAGUACCUGUGGACAGCGCGUCUUCUAUCAGUUCGGUCUGACCAACAUCCCUAUCUACAAUGUCAACAACAAUUGCUCCACCGGUAGCACUGGUCUGGCCAUGGCUCGCACGAUGGUUUCGCACGGUGCCGCAGACUGUGUUCUCGUUGUUGGUUUCGAGAAGAUGAACCCUGGUAGCUUGCAAUCGAUGUUCAAUGACCGCGCCAACCCAACCGGUUUGUUCGGUAUGAUGAUGGCCGAGACCCGUGGUAUCACCAAUGCCCCCGGUGCUGCGCAGAUGUUCGGUAACGCUGGCCGUGAAUACAAGGAGAAGUUGGUUGAUCCACUUUAUUAUUAUUUUACUAUCAGCUCUACGAGUUAUACUAACAUGGAUAUCCCUAGGUACGGCGCUACGAACGAGGACUUCGCCGAAAUUGCCCGCAUCAACCACGAACACUCCAAGCGCAACCCCUACUCGCAGUUCCAGGACGAAUACACCCUCGAGCAAAUCAUGAAAGCCCCCAUGAUCCACGAGCCCCUGACCAAGCUCCAGUGCUGCCCCACCUCUGACGGUGGUGCCGCCGCCGUCAUCGUCUCGCAGGAGUUCCUCGAUGCCCGCCCGCACCUGAAGGCGCAAGCCAUCCAGAUCGCCGGUCAAUGCCUCGCUUCCGACACCGACCAGGUGUACAACAAGAGCGCCAUCGACCUGAUGGGCUUCGGCAUGAGCCGCUACGCUACCCGCACUGCCGCCGCCGAGGCUGGCGUCAAUGUCAAGGACAUCAAGGUGUGCGAGCUGCACGACUGCUUCUCGGCGAACGAGAUGAUUACCAUCGAUGCGUUGGAGCUGUGCGAGCCUGGUAAGGCGCACGAGAUGGUUCGCCGUGGUGAUAUCACCUAUGGCGGAAAGAUGGUUAUCAACCCCUCCGGCGGUCUGAUUUCCAAGGGUCACCCUCUCGGUGCGACUGGUAUCGCCCAGUGUGCCGAGUUGGUCUGGCACUUGCGUGGUUGGGCUAACAACCGUUUGAUUGCCGGUACUGAUGCGGCUCUCCAGCACAACCUGGGUCUUGGCGGUGCCGUCGUGGUCACUGUGUACAAGCGUGCUGAUGGCAAGGUUGCUGCGGCCGUUCCCUCGGACGUUGUUGGCAAGCUCAACGGUCUUGGAUAUAACCCUGCCGUCGAGGCUCGUGGGUUCACUGCCGAGCAGGCCAAGUCGGUUGUUAGCAAGAAGCACAGCAGUGAGUGGGCUGUUGCUGAUGCUCAGGACCGGGUUCUUGCCCGUUUCUAA
This is a messenger RNA of Penicillium cataractarum, 1446 nucleotides long. Its product is annotated as putative sterol carrier protein. The coding region runs from base 1 to 1446 and encodes 481 amino acids. Lineage: Eukaryota; Fungi; Ascomycota; Eurotiomycetes; Eurotiales; Aspergillaceae. The transcript has a single exon. Gene Ontology annotation, molecular function: acyltransferase activity, transferring groups other than amino-acyl groups. The record is from RefSeq and is a predicted model, not a curated record.